UUCUAGCAAUUGAUCUCAAUUCUUAAUUUGUGUUAGAGACUAGAGUGCAAUACAAUUUGUGUUCGGAUUUUGGAAUAAUCAUCAACUAUUUCUGUCCUAAAAAAGAAAUAAGCUUUUAUCGUGCUGUGCUAUAAAUACUUAAACUCCUUAAAAUGGCUCUAAAAGCUCUUGUGGGUCAGAAGAUCAUGAAUGAAGUAAUUCGCUAUAGGCCAAAGGGAAAAGAUAAUCAAAAGGUAGAAUGGAGGAUCCUAAUUGUAGACCAAUUGUCAAUGAGGAUGGUGUCAGCAUGCUGUAAAAUGCAUGACAUUUCUGCUGAAGGAAUUACUUUGGUAGAAGACAUUCACAAGAAGAGAGAACCCUUAUACACCAUGGAUGGCAUUUACUUGAUAACUCCUUCUGAGAAGUCUGUGCAUGCCUUAAUAAAUGACUUCUCUAUUGGAAAUCGUAUUAUGUACAAGGCUGCUCACGUGUUCUUUACUGAAGUGUGUCCUGAGGAAUUGUUCAACGAACUUUGCAAGUCCACAGCAGCCAGAAAAAUUAAAACAUUGAAGGAAAUUAACAUUGCUUUCCUACCAUAUGAGAGUCAGGUAUUCUCAUUGGAUUCUCCGGAGACCUUCCAAUGCAUGUACAACCCAGCAUUGACGCAGACUCGUAAUGCUAACAUGGAGCGAAUUGCAGAACAAAUUGCUACUCUCUGCGCCACUCUUGGAGAGUACCCAUCAGUGCGCUAUCGCAGUGACUGGGAACGUAAUGUGGAGCUUGCUCAACUCAUUCAACAGAAACUUGACGCGUAUAAGGCUGAUGAGCCAACAAUGGGUGAAGGACCAGAAAAGGCCCGGUCCCAACUAUUAGUGUUGGACCGCGGCUUUGACUGUGUAUCUCCUUUGUUGCAUGAGCUCACCCUUCAGGCUAUGGCUUAUGAUCUAUUGCCCAUUGAGAACGACGUCUACAGGUAUGAAGCUUCCGCGGGUUCUAUGAAGGAAGUACUUCUAGAUGAAAAUGAUGAACUUUGGGUGGAACUUCGUCAUCAGCAUAUCGCCGUGGUCUCCACCUCAGUCACCAAGAACUUGAAGAAAUUCACAGAGUCAAAGCGAAUGGGGGGAGGUGACAAACAAUCAAUGAGGGAUCUAUCGCUUAUGAUAAAGAAGAUGCCGCAGUACCAAAAAGAGUUAUCGAAAUACGCGACUCAUCUGCGGUUGGCCGAAGACUGCAUGAAGGUUUACCAAGGCUACGUCGACAAGUUGUGCAAAGUUGAACAGGACCUUGCCAUGGGAACUGAUGCCGAGGGUGAAAAGAUAAAGGAUCACAUGAGAAGCAUUGUUCCAGUGCUUCUGGAUCAGGCUGUGAAAAACUACGACAAGAUGCGUAUAAUCGCUCUAUACAUCAUGUCGAAGAAUGGUAUCUCUGAAGACAAUUUGAACAAACUGGUGACUCACGCGCAACUGGAACCUUCGGACAAGCAAGCCCUGCUUAAUUUGGCUAACCUUGGACUGAAUGUGGUCGUUGAUGGCAACAGAAAGAAGCAGUACCAAGUUCCCCGCAAGGAGAGGAUUACUGAACAGACUUACCAGAUGUCGCGAUGGACUCCAGUUCUUAAGGACAUUAUGGAAGACGCUAUCGAUGACAAAUUGGACCAACGUCACUUCCCAUUCCUCGCUGGACGUGCUCAGACCUCGGGAUAUCAAGCACCUACUAGUGUACGCUACGGUCAUUGGCACAAGGACAAAGCGCAGCAGACAGUCAAAAAUGUACCGAGACUUAUCGUUUUUGUUGUUGGAGGUGUAUGUUUCUCAGAGGUGCGUGCCGCCUAUGAAGUGACUGCCGCUCUCAAGAACUGGGAGGUCAUCAUCGGAUCCUCUCACCUCCUUACGCCCGACAACUUCCUCUCAGACCUCAGCUCUCUCACUGCUUAAAUUGACAGUUUUAUUUGGUAAUUUAUUUUUAUUUCAUAUAAAAUUCAAUAAAACUUUGAAUCCCAUUUAAGUCAAUAUUAACUGAACGUCCAAUGAAAUAAUUUCAUGACAGCUUAUAAAUCCUUGAGGUUGGCUUCGAAUAUAAUAUGGAAAUACAUGUAUUCGUUUAAUUUGUAUGCUAUAAAAAGAAGCAUCUCCGUUCAUGAACAUUUCAAGGUUUUAUUUAUUUAUUAACACCUCGUUGCAUUUGCCUUUUUUUGCGUGGUAGUACUAUAUACUACUUUGAAAUAUAAAAUGUUUCGAAAACUAGUGGUGUCUUAGUAAAAAAAUAUGGGCUUAAGGCUGCAUAUUAAGAUGAAGUCAUUAAUAUGACAGAAGAUAAAUGUGAUCGCUUCUAUAUUUAAACUUAUCUCUUGCUUUGUAUAGAUUUCGUCGUAAAAAAGAGCCUAACAUUAAUGUAGAGUAUAAUGUGUUUGAAUAAUUACCAAAAAGUUUACUUAGUAAGCAUAAUUUUGACAACCCAUGUCGAUUUCCUAAUUUCACAUUAUCUAUGGAAUAGAUAAUCAUUGUUUUACAUUUAGAUUUUAUUAUUGUUGCCGUUACUUAAAUUUUAUUAUGUUUCGUCAAAAGUAUUAUAGUUUAUGGCUUGUAUACCUUAUUUUAUCUUAAUUUAUUAUGAUUAUAAUAUAAAAUAGAUAGUGGCGUGUUUAAAUUAAACGCAUUAAAUAAUUAAGUGUUGUAAGUGUGACAUAAUAACAUUUCAUGUUAGUAGAAAAAAAUAUAUGAAUUAAGUGUUUAUCGCAUAUUUCAAAAUAUCACUUAGAUUUUAAAUACAUUUAAUGUCAUAAACGGUAUCUAUUUGUAAUUUAGUUUUUGUGUAUUGAUACCUUAUAAUUAACAUUAAAUGGCAAUGGAACUGUUUUGGUAGCACAGUCUCCCAAAAUAUUAUGAAUAUUAAAAUUUGUGUGUAUUAAUGCAUAACUGAUAUUGGCUAGGCAGAAUGGAAAAUAUUGCGAUUUAAUAAAAUUUAAAACUCUCUAUGUCUUAGAGAUAAAAGAUAUACAGUAUUCAAUUAUAUACAGAAUCCUCGCUUUCAAUUAAAAUAAUCGAACACGAGAAGAGAAUAUUGGUAAUUUUUGUGUGUGUAGCCAAAUCGGCUCCAGUAUAUUUACAAUUUAUAUAAUAGUUAUAUUGUACCCAUUAUUUGUUGUGGGCAUAAAAUUAUCUAAGUAUAUGUCGGAAUAUAAAAAUAAAGUAAUUGUUUUCCUUAGCAAUAGCAAUGUUUACAUUCCAUGUUUACAUAUUGAUAUAUAGAUUUAAUCAUUCAGUCACAUGACUUUAUCUCUAGCAAAUAUGUUUAUUCUUACUAAUAAUAAUAAUGUUUAGGGCUGUAAUUUAAAAUAAUUGUCGCAGAUUUGUAUAGUUUAGGGAAAUAAAUUGUGUGGUCAAGCACAUUCUUGUAAUAGAAAAACUUUAUGAGCCAAAGUUUUUCUAUUAAAAAGAAAAAUUUCUCGUUGAAAUACGACAAAAAUUGCGAGAUUUUAUCAAUACUUCUUUUAUAGAGACGGUAUUUUUGAGUUUUACCAAUUCUACGAAAUGUAAUAUGUGGUGGAUUUUUAAAAUAAGAAUUGAUAAAAUAUACGCUUCAUACUAUCACCUAACGGUUAAUAAUGAUUAUAAAAUAACAUUAAAGUUAUGAGCGGAAAUUAAAAAUGUUGCUUUGAAUUGUGUAUUUCCGCUGUAAAUUAGAAAUGUUCUUGUGCAAUUAUGUAGAAAUAUUAAAAUAUAAAGUUUGUCAGUAUUCAUAUGUUAUUAAAUAUUUAUUUGUAAUCAUUA
Pieris napi is the source of this 3749-nucleotide messenger RNA. It is a transcript of the gene Rop, whose product is annotated as protein ROP. The transcript is spliced from 15 exons. The record is from RefSeq and is a predicted model, not a curated record. Gene Ontology annotation, biological process: vesicle-mediated transport; neurotransmitter secretion; intracellular protein transport. The coding region runs from base 153 to 1913 and encodes 586 amino acids. Gene Ontology annotation, cellular component: plasma membrane; secretory granule. NCBI's taxonomy places the organism in Eukaryota, Metazoa, Arthropoda, Insecta, Lepidoptera, Pieridae. Gene Ontology annotation, molecular function: syntaxin binding.